AUGUCGCAUAAGAGUUUGUUGCUACGAGUGUGUUUAGGGAAGCGUAAUGAUCCUGACCUACAUUCUGCCCGCCUUUUUUCCUACCAGCUUAUCAAUUGGCCGCUGCUGUUUGACUGCCUGAAAUCUGGCUGCCUAAGAGCCUUCCAUUCCCUUCCUCGAUUACGCCAUAUGCGCGGAUUUUUAGUAGAUGAUGCUCAUGUCCAUGCCAAUGCACAUGUCAGUGCCUGGGAAUCUUCCUCUCCCUAG
Messenger RNA from Protopolystoma xenopodis, 246 nucleotides. NCBI's taxonomy places the organism in Eukaryota, Metazoa, Platyhelminthes, Monogenea, Polystomatidea, Polystomatidae. The record is from the annotation of a GenBank genome assembly.